Oryza brachyantha (malo sina) is the source of this 1659-nucleotide messenger RNA. Its product is annotated as protein G1-like2. The transcript has a single exon. The record is from RefSeq and is a predicted model, not a curated record. Gene Ontology annotation, biological process: mRNA transcription; response to light stimulus. NCBI's taxonomy places the organism in Eukaryota, Viridiplantae, Streptophyta, Magnoliopsida, Poales, Poaceae. Bases 518 to 1321 code for a protein of 267 amino acids. Gene Ontology annotation, cellular component: nucleus.
GUUCGAGAAUUCAGAUCAGGCCUUGGGAUUAUGGAUGCUGGAUGCAGCUCAGGGCUCCGUACUGCGCUCUCAGGACCAGCGAAUCCAAAUCCGCCCCACUAGAAAGAAACCAAACCCUAGUUAUCUCCUCGUGUUGCUUGUCCUCGAGCAGCUGCAGCUGCAGCAGCAGCAGCAGAAACACCAAACGGUUUCGAUCGGUGUAUCGAUCUGUGGCUCGGUUCAUUAAGUACGGCUGCGGCCGCCUUCAAUUUCGUUGCUUUGUUCGUCAGAAAGCUCUGGUUUUUCCGCAGUGCUUACUAGUACUUCGCUUGGGUUUUGUUUCAUCGAUUGCCGGGAAUUCGUUCGAGCGCAUGCGCAUGCGAUCGGUGUGAAGCUCACCGGUUGCAGUAAUUAAAAAGGCUGCGUUUUUAUUUGUGUUGUUCAGGGGCUUUUGGUUGAAUUCAUUUCAGGCGUGAUUGGUAAAACUGGUGUCUUGACGCAUGCAGAUCUGAGGAAGGCGAAGGGUUGCUGGUAGGACAUGCAGGGAGGAGGAGGCGGGGAUAGCUCCGGCGGCGGCGGCGGCGACGCGCCGCGGCCGAGCAGGUACGAGUCGCAGAAGCGGCGGGACUGGCACACGUUCGGGCAGUACCUGCGCAACCACCGGCCGCCGCUGGAGCUCCCGCGGUGCAGCGGCGCCCACGUGCUGGAGUUCCUCCGCUACCUCGACCAGUUCGGCAAGACCAAGGUGCACGCCGCCGGCUGCCCUUUCUUCGGCCACCCUUCGCCGCCGGCGCCGUGCCCUUGCCCGCUCAAGCAGGCGUGGGGCAGCCUCGACGCGCUCGUCGGCCGCCUCCGCGCCGCCUUCGAGGAGCACGGCGGCCGCCCCGAGGCCAACCCGUUCGGCGCCCGCGCCGUGCGGCUCUACCUCCGCGAGGUCCGCGACAGCCAGGCCAAGGCCCGCGGCAUCGCCUACGAGAAGAAGCGCCGGAAGCGCCCACCCACGUCGUCAUCCCAGGCCGCCUCCGCCGCCGCCGCCUCCCCAGCGAGCCCAGCCGCUAGCCCCACGCCACCACCACCGCCGGCGCCGGCGGAACGAGCCGACGUGCGGACGAUGCCGACGGAGGGCCACUUCUUCAUCCCGCACCCGCACUUCAUGCACGGCCACUUCCUUGUCCCCGGCGACGCCCACACGGUUCCCACCGGCAGCCAUGGCGACCACUCCAGCACUGGCGGCGUCAGCGGCGGCGGCGGGGGCAGCAACGACGAGAUGGCCGUGGCCAUGGCGGCGGUGGCGGAGGCGCACGCGGCCGGGUGCAUGCUGCCACUGUCCGUGUUUAACUAGCAAAAGCAGCUUAUAGCAAAAUCAAGGUAGGGCUUAAUCAAAUCCGGAGAGGGUUAAUUACCUUAGUUCGUUAAGAUGGAUCGAUGCGUCUCAUCAUGAUGGAAUGAUGGAUCCGAUUCGAUCGAUCGAGCUAUCAACGCUACUGUGUAUGUACUGUUUGUGUUCUUAUCAAACUCUACUCUUUUGGUUACGUUUCCUGGAAGAACUGCCUGUGCUACUGUAGGGUUUUUAGUACUACUGUCAUCAUGCUUUGGGCUUGUGUAAGGUAUGCUCAUCAUCCAUAAUAUAAUUAAUGCAAGGUUAAUUUAUUUAAAGUGUAAUCUUAAUUGUUUUCUGUU